AAGGCGGCCGGGGCUCAAGAUGGCUUUAGCCGGGCUCUGCGCCCUGCUCGCCUGCUGCUGGGGGCCGGCGGCGGUGCUGGCCACGGCCGCCGGCGACGUGGACCCAUCCAAGGAGCUGGAGUGCAAGCUCAAGAGCAUCACGGUGUCGGCGCUGCCCUUCCUGCGCGAGAACGACCUGAGCAUCAUGCACAGCCCCUCGGCCUCCGAGCCCAAGCUCCUCUUCUCGGUGCGCAACGACUUCCCGGGAGAAAUGGUCGUGGUGGACGACCUGGAAAACACGGAGCUGCCCUACUUCGUGCUGGAGAUCUCAGGAAACACAGAGGACAUCCCUCUGGUGCGCUGGAGGCAGCAGUGGCUGGAGAAUGGCACUCUGCUCUUUCACAUUCAUCACCAAGAUGGUGCUCCCAGCCUCCCUGGACAAGACCCAACUGAAGAACCCCAGCAUGAGUCAGCAGAAGAGGAAUUGAGGAUCCUGCACAUCUCAGUCAUGGGUGGCAUGAUCGCUCUCCUGCUGUCCAUCUUGUGCCUGGUGAUGAUCCUGUACACGCGUCGACGCUGGUGUAAACGUCGCCGGGUGCCCCAGCCCCAGAAGAGUGCCAGCGCUGAGGCAGCCAACGAGAUUCACUACAUUCCCUCCGUGCUGAUCGGCGGGCACGGGCGGGAGAGCCUGCGCAACGCCCGCGUGCAGGGCCACAACUCCAGUGGCACCCUGAGCAUCCGGGAGACACCCAUCCUGGACGGUUAUGAGUACGACAUCACGGACUUGCGCCACCACCUGCAGAGGGAGUGCAUGAACGGAGGGGAGGACUUUGCCAGCCAGGUCACCCGCACCCUGGACUCCCUGCAGGGCUGCAACGAGAAGGCGGGGAUGGACCUCACACCAGGAAGUGACAAUGCCAAGCUGUCGCUGAUGAAUAAGUACAAAGAUAACAUCAUCGCCACCAGCCCCGUGGAUUCCAAUCACCAGCAGGCCACCCUGCUCUCGCACACCUCCAGUAGCCAGAGAAAGCGGAUCAACAACAAGGCAAGAGCUGGUUCCGCCUUCCUGAACCCUGAAGGAGACUCUGGCACAGAGACAGAAAACGACCCCCAGCUGACUUUCUACACCGACCCCUCCAGGAGCCGGAGGCGCAGCAGAGUGGGCUCCCCCCGAAGUCCUGUGAAUAAGACCACCUUGACGCUGAUCAGCAUCACCAGCUGUGUAAUCGGUCUCGUGUGCUCGUCCCACGUCAGCUGCCCCCUCGUUGUCAAAAUCACCCUGCACGUCCCCGAGCACCUGAUCGCCGAUGGGAGCCGCUUCAUCUUGCUGGAGGGGAGCCAGCUGGAUGCCAGUGACUGGCUGAACCCAGCCCAAGUGGUGCUCUUCUCUCAGCAGAACUCCAGUGGGCCCUGGGCCAUGGACCUCUGUGCCCGGCGGCUCCUGGACCCCUGUGAACACCAGUGCGACCCCGAAACUGGUAGGCGGGAGCACCGGGCAGCGGGGGAAUGCCUUUGCUACGAAGGUUACAUGAAGGAUCCAGUACACAAGCAUCUUUGCAUUCGGAAUGAAUGGGGCACAAACCAGGGGCCUUGGCCUUACACAAUAUUUCAGCGGGGCUUUGACCUGGUUUUGGGAGAACAGCCUUCUGAUAAAAUAUUCAGAUUCACCUACACCCUUGGGGAGGGCAUGUGGUUGCCCCUCAGCAAGAGUUUUGUGAUCCCACCGGCUGAACUGGCCAUCAACCCUUCGGCAAAGUGUAAGACAGACAUGACAGUGAUGGAGGACGCUGUGGAGGUCAGAGAGGAGCUGAUGACCUCGUCCUCCUUUGACAGCCUGGAGGUUCUCUUAGAUUCCUUUGGGCCAGUGCGUGACUGCAGCAAGGAUAACGGGGGCUGCAGCAAGAACUUCCGCUGCAUCUCAGACCGCAAGCUGGACUCCACUGGUUGUGUGUGCCCGUCCGGACUGAGCCCCAUGAAGGACAGCUCUGGCUGCUACGACCGCCACAUUGGGGUGGACUGCUCAGAUGGCUUCAAUGGCGGCUGUGAGCAGCUGUGUCUCCAGCAGAUGGCGCCCUUCCCGGAUGACCCCACCUUGUACAACAUCCUCAUGUUCUGUGGGUGCAUCGAGGAUUACAAGCUUGGUGUGGAUGGACGCUCUUGCCAGCUCAUCGCGGAGACCUGCCCAGAGGGCGGUGACUGUGGGGAAAGCAGGGAGCUUCCCAUGAACCAGACCCUCUUUGGGGAAAUGUUCUUUGGUUACAACAACCAUUCCAAGGAAGUCGCUGCUGGGCAAGUGCUGAAAGGAACAUUCAGGCAAAACAACUUUGCUCGGGGUUUAGACCAGCAACUGCCAGAUGGUCUUGUGGUGGCCACUGUUCCCCUGGAGAAUCAGUGCCUGGAGGAAAUCUCAGAGCCCACCCCUGACCCCGACUUCCUGACUGGGAUGGUGAACUUCAGUGAGGUGUCUGGAUACCCUGUGCUGCAGCACUGGAAGGUCCGGUCUGUGAUGUACCACAUCAAACUCAACCAAGUGGCCGUCUCUCAGGCCCUCAGCAAUGCGCUCCACUCCCUGGAUGGAGCUACGUCUCGUGGGGAUUUUGUGGCCCUUUUGGACCAGUUUGGCAACCACUACAUCCAGGAAGCUAUCUACGGCUUUGAGGAGUCCUGUUCCAUCUGGUACCCAAACAAGCAGGUGCAGCGGCGACUCUGGCUGGAAUAUGAAGACAUCAGCAAAGGCAACUCUCCAUCCGAUGAGUCGGAGGAGCGGGAAAGAGACCCCAAGGUGCUGACGUUCCCAGAAUACAUCGCCAGCCUGUCAGAGUCUGGCACCAAGCGCAUGGCAGCUGGGGUCCGCAUGGAGUGCCAGAGCAAGGGACGAUGCCCCUCAUCCUGCCCCCUGUGUCAUGUGACAUCCAGCCCUGACACUCCUGCUGAGCCAGUUCUGCUGGAGGUGACCAGAGCAGCCCCCAUCUAUGAACUGGUGACCAACAACCAGACCCAGAGGCUCUUGCAGGAGGCCACCAUGAGCUCCCUGUGGUGCUCAGGGACUGGAGACGUCAUCGAGGACUGGUGUCGAUGUGACUCCACCGCUUUUGGAGCUGAUGGACUCCCCACCUGUGCGCCUCUCCCACAGCCUGUGCUGAGACUCUCCACGGUUCAUGAGCCCAGCAGCACCCUUGUGGUCCUAGAGUGGGAACACUCAGAGCCUCCGAUCGGGGUGCAGAUUGUAGAUUACCUCAUCCGUCAAGAAAAGGUCACUGACAGGAUGGACCACUCCAAAGUGGAGACAGAAACGGUGCUGAGCUUUGUGGACGACAUCAUCUCUGGAGCCAAGUCUCCUUGUGCCAUGCCCUCUCAGGUGCCAGACAAGCAGCUUACCACCAUCUCUCUGAUCAUUCGGUGCCUGGAACCGGACACCAUCUACAUGUUCACCCUGUGGGGCGUGGACAACACCGGACGGCGUUCCAGGCCCAGCGACGUGAUCGUAAAGACCCCUUGCCCCGUGGUGGAUGAUGUCAAAGCCCAAGAGAUAGCAGAUAAGAUCUACAAUCUCUUCAAUGGCUACACCAGUGGGAAGGAGCAACAGACGGCCUAUAACACCCUCCUGGAUCUGGGUUCUCCAACCCUACACCGAGUCCUCUACCACUACAACCAGCACUAUGAGAGUUUUGGAGAAUUCACCUGGCGGUGUGAGGAUGAACUGGGCCCCAGGAAAGCUGGCCUCAUCCUUUCCCAGCUAGGCGAUCUCAGCAGUUGGUGCAAUGGCCUCCUUCAGGAACCCAAGAUAAGCUUGCGACGUGGCUCCCUGAAGUACCUGGGCUGCCGCUACAGUGAGAUCAAGCCCUACGGACUUGACUGGUCAGAGCUCAGCCGGGACCUCAGGAAGACGUGCGAGGAGCAGACCCUGAGCGUCCCUUACAACGACUAUGGGGACAGCAAGGACAUCUAGUGCCAUGAAGCCAGAUGGUGUGGCUGCCAAAACGAAGCAGGAGAGAGGAGAGGAACAUCUGGGUUGGUUUGUGGAUUUUUAAUAUUUUUUAAUGGAACAUUAAAACCUCUAAACCAGGGAGAGGCAAUAGCUAAACCAGGGAGAAACUGAUCCUUGCUCCCGGUGGAACUUCUUUGGUAUGACAUUCUCCAUCUGCAUGGUCGGUACAGCUGCCAU
This is a messenger RNA of Prionailurus viverrinus (fishing cat), 4144 nucleotides long. It is a transcript of the gene ASTN1, whose product is annotated as astrotactin 1. Gene Ontology annotation, biological process: neuron migration; neuron cell-cell adhesion. Lineage: Eukaryota; Metazoa; Chordata; Mammalia; Carnivora; Felidae. The transcript is spliced from 23 exons. Gene Ontology annotation, molecular function: protein binding. The coding region runs from base 20 to 3928 and encodes 1302 amino acids. The record is from RefSeq and is a predicted model, not a curated record.